GAUAAGAAAAUGUCGUUAGGUUCUCUCCUAGUUUCUGAAGAUUGGUUGAGACAGCAUAAACAAGUUAUAUUCUGAACAGCCAAGGCAGCAUUCUCGCAUAGCUAGCCUCUUCAGACUUUCAGAGAGCGGUAGAGAGGAGAGCUGCCGCCAUGGGGAGGCCGUCGUCGACGGAGAGGCUGGUGUGCGUCGUCCUGGCGGUGCUCGCCGUGCUCUCGCCGCUGUACAUCGACCGGCGGCGGCCGGCGGCGUGGGACAGCGACGACGACGAGGAGGGCGGCGGCGUGUCGGCGCUGCUGCUGCCGGCGCUGCUGAUCGUGCUGAUCCUGGCCAUCAACGUUACGUGCUUCGUGGACCGGAGGGUGGUCAGGUUCGACCCCUACUGGAUACACCGCGUCGGGGGCUCAUCCUGCGGCCUCAUGGCCACGCUGCUGCUGCUCGGCUUCGUGCUCAAGUGUAAGGCGUCUCUCUAGAGCUAGAGCUAGCCACACCUCUGGGUGUGUUUGGAUAAUGGGAAAGAGGGUGGGAUUGGGAUUGGAAAAUGAACGAAGGGAUUGGAUUAAAUGGAAGAGAGAGAAUAAAUGGCUAGGAUUUAAAGAUACCUUUUGAUGGGUGGGAAAUCAUUUCCCUAUCACAUUAUCCAAACAAUGCCUCUAUGUGCUGGGAAGUGAGGAUCUCAUGUGGAAAUGUGGAAGCAGCUAUUGUCUCUGACUGGUUUACCUUGAUAUACUGGCAGUUUGGGCUGUCGAUCACCUGUUAAAACUUAAGACUUAUAGUAAUACGCUACGCCUAUAAAUUUUUUAGGUC
Molecule: messenger RNA, 804 nt
Organism: Oryza sativa Japonica Group (Japanese rice)
Lineage: Eukaryota; Viridiplantae; Streptophyta; Magnoliopsida; Poales; Poaceae
Source: RefSeq, a predicted model, not a curated record